Molecule: messenger RNA, 982 nt
Organism: Lampris incognitus (smalleye Pacific opah)
Lineage: Eukaryota; Metazoa; Chordata; Actinopteri; Lampriformes; Lampridae
Product: endonuclease domain-containing 1 protein-like
Exons: 2
Coding region: 1-906 (301 amino acids)
Molecular function (GO): metal ion binding; hydrolase activity; nucleic acid binding
Source: RefSeq, a predicted model, not a curated record
AUGCCGCCAUCCUGCAAGGGAGCUCUUCUGCUUCUCCUAGCCUGCCUCGGUGGCUUGGCCCUGGGAGAGGUCGGCAACUUUUCACCCUGUCUCAACUUCUUCUAUAGGGAAAGGCCACCGUGGCAGGGCAUCGGCACCAAGCAGAACAACAAUUUGGCAGAAAUAUGUCAAUUCUACAAGAACCAGUACAGCUUCGCCAGCCUGUACCAUAAGAAACGUCGCACACCGUUGUACUCUGCCUACAUACUCUUCACUGUUCGGUCAGGCAAACGACCAGAUGCCAGAUGGAUGUAUGAACCACAGCUUGAAAACCCCAGAGGCUCCCGAGAAAUGACUCCAUUCCCAACUCGGAAGCCCAAAGACAAGAUUGUGUUUGACAAUCGGGCAGUCCCCGCAGACUACACAAACUCCACGUACACCAAGGGCCACCUCAACCCCAGCGCACACAACAACGGAGUAGAGAACCAAAAGGCCACCUUCACCCUAACAAAUAUUGUCCCUCAGCGGAACGGCUCCAAUUGCGGCCCCUGGAAUCAUCUGGAGACGGAGGUGAAACAAAGGCUUGAGAAAUACUGCGACGGCCUCGCGUAUGUGAUCACGGGGGUCAUACCCUACCGCUCUGAAAACCACUAUAUCAAGGAGCGGGUGGCGGUGCCUGAGUACCUGUGGUCUGCCUACUGUUGCCCACGCUACAGAGCCAAGCUUCCCGAGUCUGAACAGACCCAUUUCCCCACCUAUGCCGCAGUGGGAAAAAACGACCACGAAAGUGACGACACGAUCGUGCCAGUGAAUGAAACGGGCUAUGAUGUGAGUCAGAUGCCUCUGGAGAUCCUGGAAUGCAUCCUGAAACGAAGGUUGGACAUGCACAACACCAGCCUUUUUCAUAAGCAGUGUCGUGAAGACUGAGGUCAACACACCGUCUCUUGUCCUCCUGUAAACCUGACCAAAGGCCAAGCUCCAGUGCUUUUUUUUUCUUUCCUGC